CAUAACCCCUGAAAAAGUAUCGUGAAUUUUUUAAAUAAAUUACGACAAAAACAACAAAAAUGUCGUUAAAUAAACUAAUUGUAAGUCGCUUAUUAACGUGUCGUUAUCUCCAAUUCGAAGCCAAGAAUGCAGUGUUCAGAAAUUCGUACGCUAAACGGAGAUUAAUUUUUCAAAAUUACAAUUUUCCGAGAUUGUUAAGCACUGAAACGUCUGCAAAAGACGAACAUCAUUCGAUCAUUAAAGAUACAGAAAAACCCAUAGGUGAAAGUCAAAAAUACGAAUUCCAGGCGGAGACCAGGAUGUUAUUAGACAUCGUAGCGAGAUCCUUGUACUCAGAAAAAGAGGUAUUUGUCCGAGAAUUAAUAUCGAAUGCCAGCGAUGCUUUGGAAAAAUUCAGGUACAUCGUAGCCACCGGUGGCGAGGAAUCCAAAAACAUCAAAGACUUGGAUAGGGCUUUAGAGAUUCAUAUAUCGACCGACAAACACAAUCGGACUCUAACUAUACAGGAUACUGGGAUUGGAAUGACUAAAGAUGAAUUAAUAUCGCAUUUGGGUAUCAUUGCUAAAUCUGGAUCUAAGGCAUUUAUGGAGCAAAUAAAGGAAAAAGCUGCCAGCGGUGAUAACAACAUUAUAGGACAAUUUGGAGUUGGUUUUUAUAGUGCUUUCAUGGUAGCCGAUAAGGUUGAUGUGUAUUCUAAAAAAUCUGGUGAUGAAACUGGCCAUAAAUGGACGUCCGAUGGAACCGGUUCGUAUGAAAUUCAACCGGCCGAAGGUGUUCAGAACGGCACGAAAAUAGUCAUUCAUUUAAAAGGGGAUUGCAGAGAAUUCGCUGAUGAAGAUACGAUUAAGAACGUGAUAAAUAAAUACAGCAAUUUCGUGGGAAGUCCCGUGUAUUUGAAUGGCAAAAAAACCAACAUAGUCCAGCCUCUGUGGAUUUCCGAUCCCAAAUCUGUAUCUCUUCAGCAGCACAACGAUUUUUACAGGUUCAUUAGCGGCAGUUAUGACACACCUCGUUAUACUUUACAUUAUAAAACGGACGCUCCGCUUUCUAUUCGAGCGUUGCUUUAUUUCCCUGAAGGGAAACCAGGUUUAUUCGAAAUAUCUAGAGAAACAGAAACCGGUGUAGCUCUGUAUACUAAAAAGAUCCUCAUAAAGAACAAGACUGACAAUAUUUUACCGAAAUGGUUGCGAUUCGUUAAAGGUGUAGUGGAUUCUGAAGAUAUCCCUUUGAAUUUGAGCAGGGAAUUAUUGCAAAAUAGCGCUCUUAUUAACAAACUGCGAGAUGUACUUACUUCGAGGGUUAUCAAAUUUUUACAAGAACAGUUGAAGAAGAACCCAGUGGAAUUUGAAAAGUUUUAUAAAGAUUACGGUAUAUUCAUCAAAGAAGGCAUCAUUACCAAUUAUAAUCAAACAGAAAAGGAAGAUGCAGCAAAUUUGCUUCUAUUCGAAUCAUCACACGAAGAAGCGAAUAAAAAAGUUACCUUAAACGAUUAUUUGGCCAGAGCCAAGGAAAACAGGACGAUAUUUUAUUUAGCAGCGCCCAGUCGUACACUGGCCGAAAAUUCCCCUUACUACGAAUCUCUCAAAACCAAGAAACAAGAAGUCCUCUUCUGUUACGAGCCCUACGACGAGCUAGUGCUGAUGCAAUUGCAACAAUUCAAAGGCAACAAGUUGGUGUCCGUGGAAAAGGACAUGAGAGAGGACAAGCAAGCCAUAGAUCUUACCAAUUUAGGAGACGACAGUUUAAAGCGUAGCGAAAUCAACGAUUUAACCGCUUGGAUUAAGGACAAAUUAGGCGACAAAGUUGCCGCUGUGAACGCGACGAAUCGCCUGGAAAGCCAUCCUUGUGUUAUAACCGUUGAAGAAAUGGCGGCGGCCAGGCAUUUCAUUCGUACCCAAAGUCAUAACGUGCCCGAAGACAAGAGGUACUCCAUUUUACAGCCGAGAUUCGAGCUCAAUCCCAAGCAUCCGAUUAUUAAGAAACUGCACAAAUUAACCGGGGAAAAUCCGGAGUUAGCCGAGCUGUUAGCUAAGCAGCUAUUUGCAAAUUCGAUGGUAGGAGCUGGAUUGGUCGAUGAUCCGCGAAUUUUAUUAACAUCGAUGAAUGAUCUUUUAGCCAAAGCUUUAGAGAAACAUUGAGCUAAUGUUGAUGUUUAGCGUUCAAUUUCUUUCAUUCCUGUUGUA
Messenger RNA from Phyllotreta striolata, 2183 nucleotides. The record is from the annotation of a GenBank genome assembly. Lineage: Eukaryota; Metazoa; Arthropoda; Insecta; Coleoptera; Chrysomelidae.